Argentina anserina (silverweed cinquefoil) is the source of this 742-nucleotide messenger RNA. Its product is annotated as probable E3 ubiquitin-protein ligase XERICO. The record is from RefSeq and is a predicted model, not a curated record. Lineage: Eukaryota; Viridiplantae; Streptophyta; Magnoliopsida; Rosales; Rosaceae. Bases 112 to 531 code for a protein of 139 amino acids. The transcript has a single exon. Gene Ontology annotation, molecular function: zinc ion binding.
UUCGUCUUGUGGAAGCACAUCCCCUGGUUUUUGCUUCCUCCUAAGUACUUCAGCUAAAAGCUACUCAGCUUUCUCUCUGGUUCGAGCUGGGAGAUAUUAUCAGGAAAUAAAAUGGGUCUGUCGAACUUUCCAGGGGCGUCGGAGGGAGUGUUACCGGUGCUGGUAAUGAACACGGUGCUGUCGGUGGCGCUGCUCAAGAACAUGGUGAGAUCCGUGUACCAAGUAAUGAGUGGCGCCAAUGUGGUGGCGGCGUCUCAGAACCUAGAGGAGGAUCCAGAUGGGUACAUGGAAGUUGCGAGAGAAAGCCGGCUAGUCUCGGUGGCCCGGUACAAGUCGCUGUGCCAGCACAAGAAGAGCAAGAGAGAAAGAGUGGCGCCUAUGGUGGAGUGUUGUUGUGUGUGUCUGUGUGGUUUCGAAGCGGAGCAAGAGGUUAGUGAAUUGUCUUGCAAGCAUUUCUUCCACAAAGGUUGCUUGGAGAAGUGGUUUAACAACGACCACACUACUUGCCCUCUCUGCCGCUCUGUUUGCUAAUAUAGAUAUGAACAACAACAGCUACAAGGCAUUGUUUUUUGUCUUAACCAAAAGUUAGAUGAAGUUUUUGGAGUGCUUAGAUCAAUUGUUCCUCAACUGUACCUUUUUUUUCUGUUCGUUUUUAGCAGGAUGAUUAAUAGACCUCUAUUUACCAGUUAAGUAGAAGAACUGAUGAAAAAUAAAGGAGGAAACUUUCUAGUUGUAACUUGUA